AUGAGAGCGUCUUCCCAGGGCAGCUUUGGCCCCAAAACUAUACUGAGGACCGGUAUUGCCUUGAUCGUGAUCACUUCGCCUGUUGUAGUUGCACGAUUUGCCGGCUCUCUUCAAAGGCCCAAGGAUCUCAAAGCGGAGGACUACCUGUUUAUUGUCGGUUACAUCUUUUUCUUCGAACUUGGCAUUCUCUACAUCUACAUCGCCCUCGUCAUAUUUCGACUAGCAGCUCUCCAGGCUGGAACGAUGCCACUUUACGCUACGAUUUCCCAAGACUUGCUUCGCCUGCAGAUUGUCUUUUUCGUUACAACUUCCUCGCUAUGGAUCUGUUUGUGGAUGAUCAAGUUCUCACUGAUGGCGGUGUAUAAGCGGUUGUUGGUCGGGAAAGCAUACCUCAUCGCUUGA
Penicillium cinerascens is the source of this 402-nucleotide messenger RNA. RefSeq lists its product as uncharacterized. Bases 1 to 402 code for a protein of 133 amino acids. NCBI's taxonomy places the organism in Eukaryota, Fungi, Ascomycota, Eurotiomycetes, Eurotiales, Aspergillaceae. The record is from RefSeq and is a predicted model, not a curated record. The transcript has a single exon.